AUGCAGAUAUCCAUCCCUGCCACGCGAUCGAUCCGCAAGGGUUCCCUGGGGGAGGAGGAGAGGUCAAUGGAACCUACAGAGGAAGUAGUCCACGAGGGGGCUAGAAAUCCGAUCAUGCCAAUUCCAGAGGAUAUACCCCCCAUGCAACUAGAUUGGAAUCCACCGAUGAACAGAAGUGCAAGCAACAGUGUUGCCAAUAUUUCUCCUGCCUCGAGAAAUCUGGAGGCAGAUCAAGACCCCCUGCGACCGCUAACCGAUCUAUUAAUGGGCAUGAAGUCCGGGAUCGACACAACCACAUCCACCCCGAACACAACUCCUCCUUUGUACUACGGCGAGACAUUGGACAUUACGAGCUUUCAAUUUGACCCCCUAGUACGGCAACCUUCAGAAACCAGAGAUCACUUCGGUACAGAUCAAUCGUCUGAAAUAUUCAUGAGCGAUGUACCGACCUUUACCCUCAGUUGCAGCUUUUCAACAAACACAGCUACUUCAAUACCCAGAAUGACUGGCCCCGAGAUAUCUCCCCCAGCAUCAUCCAGCGGGUGGUUGCAGCCGCACGAGGCCAUUACGAGCCAAGUCCAGUUCGUUACUUCACAGGUCAAAUCUAUUGACUUCGAACAUUUCCAUCAAGCGUGGCCAUUUUUACACAUUCCCACUUUUGCACCCGAAAAGCAGACUAAUCUGUUGACAAGUGCGUUAGCCAACCUAUUGAUGUCGAUGCAAAACGUUAACCAUCACCAUCUGGUUCCGUGCGCAAUUAACCAGGAACUCACACGGGCACUAAUGCCUAAGAUAACGGAACAAGCCGUGACAGCAGACCCAACAACUGACAUACCAUUACCAACUCUACAAGCAUUGGUCAUCACCUUAAUCUAUGCGAUUCUCGGAGAUGCACCUGCAUCUAGUUUGAACUGGGCAGCACAGUGGACCGACAUUGCAAUCUUCACUUUGCGACGGCUCGGUGUCUUGGAUGAUCGCUGGCACCCGGAAGAACACGUACAUUCCGCUGACGAUCGAUGGGUCCAAGCCGAGGAGAUGAAACGGCUGGUAUACGCGAUUUUACGCAUUGAUACCUAUUUAUGCAUUAUUCUCGAUCGCCCCCCUACCAUGCGUUACCAAGAAUUCGGACCACCGCUUCCCGUGUCAGACGAUCUAUGGCGAGCAGAGACCAGGGCGGACAGAACAAACUUGCACUGGUAUGAACCGGCAGGACGGACCAAAAGUGCAUUUUCCACAAUGGUUCGCGACGGACUGGAGUCGCGGGGGUUUAUGACUGGGUAUCUUCGAAUGCCUCAACUGUCCUUGGAGGAUAAUCACUUCAGUCUCUGUGCGUUCUUGUCGGAGCUAUGGGGGGUUUCUAAAGAGGCCCACGAGGAACAUCAUCGACACUACCGCUCACCCGAAUUGAACCGCACAGCAGACCGAGUCAAGCUCUGGAAAGGAUAUCUGCAGGACUGGCGAAUCCACAUUGAACAUACCGACAAGCUGGAAGAAGCCCUCUUUGGAGAAUGUUUAAGCGACUGUAACCAUUUCCUCGGUCUCGACCUUACCCUGUACCACCUUCUCUGCCUCAAGCUCUAUGCCAACCUCCGGUUGCUCGAGCACAAGAAAUGCUGCUCGGGUUGCCAGGAAGCCAACAUCGAAAAUGUUAUCAGUAUCUGGGCCCGAUCUCCCGACGGUCGCGAGGCGGUCUACCACGCCGCUCAAUUGAGGCGUAUCUAUGAGCGUGAGAGCAGACUCUACAAACCAAACGAUCAACGUCUGUGCAACGUACUAGGACCUGCUGGCUUGUUGGCUAGUGCCAUAGUUCUCUGCACCUACAGCGCCAAGGCGCCUGGUGUUAACACGCCUGAGGGCGAUACUGUUACGACAGCGCCGCUUGAUGCAAUCGAGCUGGGUCAGUCGAAUCUGGUGAGCUCGCCUGAAUUCGAGAAUUGGAUUUCUGAGGGUGGCCCCGCGACCGUGGACGGGGUCUCCUUGCAUCCUUUUUCGGUACCCCUCUUCUCGUCAUGGCACCGUGAUCGGUUACAACCAUGUCCUGUCUACUCGUCGCGGUUGGUCACCUUCCUCCUCACAUUAAAGUUUUGA
This is a messenger RNA of Penicillium samsonianum, 2088 nucleotides long. Its product is annotated as fungal specific transcription factor domain-containing protein. The transcript is spliced from 5 exons. NCBI's taxonomy places the organism in Eukaryota, Fungi, Ascomycota, Eurotiomycetes, Eurotiales, Aspergillaceae. Gene Ontology annotation, molecular function: zinc ion binding; DNA binding. The coding region runs from base 1 to 2088 and encodes 695 amino acids. Gene Ontology annotation, biological process: DNA-templated transcription. The record is from RefSeq and is a predicted model, not a curated record.